Molecule: messenger RNA, 1021 nt
Organism: Blepharisma stoltei
Lineage: Eukaryota; Ciliophora; Heterotrichea; Heterotrichida; Blepharismidae
Source: the annotation of a GenBank genome assembly
AUGGAUAUCGCUUUACGCUUGAAACAUAGUCAUUUUCGUAGCGUUAUUAUUCGAGGUAUUGUGCUUUACAGAAGUCCUACUCAAAUUAAAUUAUGGUUCUCCGGAUUGUGCUUCCGUACGCUUGCGUACACUGGAUUCUUGCUUGCCAGGGGUAGCAUCGUUACGCGGACCACAUCAACAGCAGUCUUCUUCUAGACUGAGUGCUUGUAUUGUAAACCCCUCUGGUGCUGUACAUCUUGCGGAUGCUAUAGAGGGCAAAGGCCGAUCUAUCCCGUAAUAAUGGGUGCCACUUCCGGUACUUAUACCUCUCCUUGGCUUGCAGCAUCAGUCUUGAGUGGGCGGCUUAUAGAAUUCUGCCGCCCGGCGUGGAGUUGCUUGAUUCCAAGGAUCCACUCCUUCGAGUCUGUCGAGUGCCGAAGUGCCUUCCUUCGGCAGCUACUGGAAAAAGACUACUAUGGCCUGAGCCGAACCCCCAGUUUCUCGGUAGAGGAAUGCUCACAGGUCCUUGGGUCCAAAGGACAUUGUUGGGCACCUCCAUUUCCAACCACAGGAAAGCAGUCAAAACUUAUCCGGAUACAUAUCUCUUGAGCCUUCACUAUAUUCUUGAAUCAGAGUCCGUCCCAGUUCGCCGUGACCAUAAGUUCUAGACUGCUGCGCCAAGAGGUAGGUCUACACGUAUCACAAUUUUAAUGUAUAUAAUCCUACUCAAGGAAUUUGGAAAGUAUUUAUUAAGGAGCAUAAAUUUAACUAUGAUUAUGCUGAAGAGAUAGACAAAUACUUUAGUUCAUCAAAUGGAGGAAUACUGUCCCAAUCUUCAGUAUUGUGUAGAGAUAAUUGCAGGAUAGACUCCACAGAAAAGGCAAGGGAUAAGCUUGGUGGCAACAAUAUUGAUGAUUUAAUCGAAAAAAUUAUUAACAAAGACCCAAGUUUAGCUAAUAUAGAUAAGACAUAUGAAGAAGAGACAUUAAAAAGAAAAACCGACCCAGGAGCUGAAGGCACAAAAUUCUUCAGAGGGGGCUAA